UAAGAAGGAUCUUCAUGCGGGAGGCCGAUGCCUUGAACUUCUUUAGACAGCGCAGCAGACGAGGAGUGAAGUCACAGGAUGAGAUUAACGCUGAGCACAGACAGAUCCUGGCUGCAGAUGAACGCAGGAGAGAGUUCCAUGAGGAAAAGCGUAAUGAGUUUGAGAGCUACGCUGAAGAGGACCACGACGAGCAAAACGAGAGAAGCAGAGAGAGCACUGAACAGUGGAGGGAGUUCCACCACGAUGGCGUUCAUCCUCCUCACAUGUACGAGCACCAUUCGGACUGAGGAGGCCAAACUUUAAGGAACAGCCAAAAGAGACGGUGCAGGUGUUCACAAAUUUUCAACAUGUCUGCGCAUUUUUUCAAAUCGAGUUCC
Thalassophryne amazonica is the source of this 377-nucleotide messenger RNA. RefSeq names its product upper zone of growth plate and cartilage matrix associated b (gene ucmab). Bases 15 to 287 code for a protein of 90 amino acids. Lineage: Eukaryota; Metazoa; Chordata; Actinopteri; Batrachoidiformes; Batrachoididae. Gene Ontology annotation, cellular component: extracellular matrix. The record is from RefSeq and is a predicted model, not a curated record. Gene Ontology annotation, biological process: regulation of osteoblast differentiation; embryonic skeletal system development. The transcript is spliced from 3 exons.